Messenger RNA from Gavialis gangeticus (Gharial), 1255 nucleotides. It is a transcript of the gene LAMTOR5, whose product is annotated as late endosomal/lysosomal adaptor, MAPK and MTOR activator 5. Gene Ontology annotation, cellular component: lysosome; Ragulator complex; cytoplasm. Bases 69 to 344 code for a protein of 91 amino acids. Gene Ontology annotation, biological process: cellular response to amino acid stimulus; positive regulation of TORC1 signaling. Lineage: Eukaryota; Metazoa; Chordata; Crocodylia; Gavialidae. Gene Ontology annotation, molecular function: guanyl-nucleotide exchange factor activity. The transcript has 4 exons. The record is from RefSeq and is a predicted model, not a curated record.
CAGCUCCGGUGCUUAUCACGUGACGGGUGGCGGCUGAGUGGGGCGGAAGUGGGCGAGCCCGCGGCGCUAUGGAGGGGGCUUUGGAGCAGCACCUGGAGGACACGAUGAAGAACCCGUCCGUCGUGGGCGUGCUGUGCACGGACUCGCAAGGGCUGAACCUGGGCUGUCGUGGGACCCUUUCUGAUGAACAUGCAGGGGUGAUCUCGGUUCUGGCCCAGCAGGCAGCCAAGUUAACUUCAGACCCCACUGAUAUUCCUGUGGUGUGUCUGGAAUCGGAUCACGGGAAUAUCAUGAUCAAGAAGCAUGAUGGCAUCACUGUAGCAGUGCACAAACUGGCAUCUUGACCUUUCACCAGUCUGCUUGGUUGUUUCGACACCCUUGCAACACCUUCUGCUUGUUGGACUCCUACCUCCCUCUGUAACACAGAACGUGCUUGUAAAACUACACGUGGGCCAACUAUUAAAUGCUUGGUAACUUUCCUGUGUGUUCAGACUGCUACUGUAUAUCGGUCAGCAUCUUUAAAUUGCCAGCAUAUUACAGGACAUGUACUGUCAAGUGUAAAAUGAGGUUUCACUUGUUUUGCUUUUGUAAUCAAAAUAUAUAGUGUGUGGCCUUACAUCAUUUAUUCAUUUCUCCAGUGAGUGAGAGCACAUGCAGUGGGUUCAACACUUCAGUUGGUAGUUGAAGUGGAAGUACACCAAUAUCAAACUCUUGUCUUUCUCUAAAAUGUUAGAGUCACAAUCCCUUCCUUUCAAGGAAGGUUACUUCCUGCUUCUUGGCAGUCCCUCAGCUGUUUGGGAAGAUAAGUCCUGUUUUCUGUACCUCAGGAGGGAGGGGGAAUCAGACUCAUUCAGGCUGCCUUUUGACACCGAAGUCAAAAGAGCACAUGCUCCAUUCUUCAAGUUCCUUAGAGGAAACCUUUAAUCUCGUCUGGUUAAAAGCAGACAGCGUUGUUGUAUUGGAAACAUCUUGGAUUAAAGUUUAACUAAAGUUAAAGUUUCUAGCUAUUGCAUUACUGUUUGGACUGGAAACAGACCUGUCAGACAUAACUGAUUGCAUGUGAAGUUGCACUCAGGUUCUAGUCCUCAACCCUAUGCUGAAAACUUCUUCAGGAGAAGAGUUGUUGUAAAAAGCCUUUCCUUUGCUGUUCAAAUGUAGAUAGAAGCUUAUCUUGUGUACAGUGAAAGCACAUUGAAAGUUGGACAUGAGACCAUAUUUGACCUGAAAGUGACUCAAUAAAAAGCUGGAAGUACAA